UCUCACUUACUGUUUGUAGUAGUAAAGUAGUAUAAUGAAACUAGAAAAAAAAAAUCGUGUAUAGUACUUACCCUGAAAUUCAUGGCAAGAAGUGGAAGCAAAAUGCGAAUGGUCAAAGCAAAACAAAUACUAUACUGUAUAUAUUCCCUUGUGUCCAGCAAGUAACAUGAUUAUCAAACAGGGUUACAAUGAACCAUUUCUUGAGAUUGCCGGAGGGCUGCCUAUCGGCAAUCCUUUCCUUGACGACUCCAGCAGAUGCAGCAAGAUCAUCAGCUGUUUCGAAGGGAUUCAAGUCAGCUACUGAAUCAGAUGUUGUUUGGGAGAGAUUUCUUCAUCAAGAUUUAAUAAUCCCCAGGUCAACGUCUCUUCCCAUUUGCGCCACAAAGAAGGAGCUUUUCGUUACUCUCUUAUGUCACUCACAUAUCCUCCUCGAUGGAGGCAAAUUGGUAAAUCCCAUGUCUCCUAAUUCAUUCUUAGUACUUGAACUUAAGACCUCUGAUUAAAAGUGAAAGGGUCUUAUUUAUCCCACGACACUCUUAGUGGUGUAAAUCCUAAGUCUCAUUCUUAUGUUUAUGAUGGUUUGUUAGUUAUGUCCCAGCCAGUAACUAUUGAGAGUGAUCAAAGGACUUUGACUAUGUGGUUUGUGGGAGUUCGAAUUUUUAUUGGCUAUAUGAGUUCUGUCUCUUUCUUGUCUUAAACGUGUAAGGUAUUAAGCCUUUCUUGAUCAUUGUCCUUUAAUCAUGAAUCUUGAUCAUAUUAUGUAAUCUGCUGGAAUUAGCUAGCAGCCUGAGAAUCUGAUAUGUAGAAAUGAGGAAUUCCUUAAAUUAGCACUAUUCUUUUGCACGUGUUCGGGUGGUGGUUCUGGGGCAAGGCAAGGCUGUCUCAAAACACUGCCAGACGAUUAAGAACUUUGAGUCUCAUGGGACUAACGUUCGAUUAAAUCUAAGUCAUGCAUCCGCCUCUGCAAUUACGUCCCACUCCAUGAUAGGUAUGACGCUCCGCUUUAUGCUUCAGCCUUGUAAGACACUCAUUCGUAUAUAUGAGUGUUGAAAGAUUUUGGUUUAUCAUCUUGCUAACAAACUCCUGAACUACAAUUUUUACUUUUUAAAAAAAAAAACUUUUUAAAUUUCCACAAAACUUCACCUAAUGUUCUAAUUUGAACUAAAUGCAGAGUCUUUUACUUGAUAGGUGGAGUGGAAAGAAAUGUUUCAUGGUGGCAUCAAGGGCACUUAGCAUUGCAUUUGUUGACAACCCACGUCAUUUGGAAUGGACUACUCAUCCGGACUCCAGAUUCUCGGAAGUGGCAAUUCUUAAAUGUACACAUUGGUUGGAUAUUCGAGGGAAGAUAGAAACUCAAAUGCUGUCUCCAGGGACAAACUACGCAGCGUAUCUUGUAUUCAAGCUACUGAAUGACACAUAUGGUAUUAAAACGUUGAAUGCAAUGAUCAGAAUUGUGAACCAUGAGAAUGAAAAUGAAGCUGCAAAACGAGCUACAAAAGUGUACAUGCCAAGUAUGUCAAGAUUCUUUAUUAAAAAUAAAACGGACCCACUGUAUGAAAAGUAUGCAAAGAAAAGAGGCAAUGGAUGGAUGGAAGUACAAUUGGGAGAGUUUGAUAACAAGGAAGGUGAUGAUGAAGAAGUAGAAGCGCGAUGUAUGGAGAUUGAGCGCCUGCAUGACAAAAGCGGCCUUAUUGUUGAAGGAAUUGAGUUUCGCCCCCCAGUGAUGAAUCUAAAUAUAACUCUUGUUUUAAUUUCUUUUUGUAGCUUGAUUGUUUGUUGCAUGUACCAAAUUGAAUGUGAAUCAUUGAAAACAUCUCCUUUCUGCUGUAAUUUUCUGUGUUCCAUUAUAGCCUAUGUAGAGUACAUGGUUGUAUUUCUUGAUGUAACAAUGAAUUUAUAUCAAGACUCUAAUCAGUAG
Molecule: messenger RNA, 1918 nt
Organism: Lycium barbarum (goji berry)
Lineage: Eukaryota; Viridiplantae; Streptophyta; Magnoliopsida; Solanales; Solanaceae
Product: F-box protein PP2-B10-like
Exons: 2
Coding region: 1166-1918 (250 amino acids)
Source: RefSeq, a predicted model, not a curated record